This is a messenger RNA of Acaromyces ingoldii, 1479 nucleotides long. RefSeq names its product Actin/actin-like protein. Gene Ontology annotation, molecular function: chromatin binding. Lineage: Eukaryota; Fungi; Basidiomycota; Exobasidiomycetes; Exobasidiales; Cryptobasidiaceae. The record is from RefSeq and is a predicted model, not a curated record. The transcript has 5 exons. Gene Ontology annotation, cellular component: NuA4 histone acetyltransferase complex; SWI/SNF complex. Bases 1 to 1479 code for a protein of 492 amino acids. Gene Ontology annotation, biological process: regulation of transcription by RNA polymerase II.
AUGCCGGGCAUCUACGGAGGAGAUGACAUCUCUGCCAUCGUCGUCGAUCCAGGAUCGUCGAGCUUGCGAGCGGGAUGGGCAGGCGAGGACACACCACGGGCGUUGAUCCCGAGCUACUACGGAUGGAUGCCAGCGUCGGACGAGGAGCUACAGAUGCAGAUCGGAUCUCGAUCGGAGGCAGCUGCUAAUGGCGAUGCGAUGGAAGGUGUCGAGACCGCUGACGGCGGUGCGGUCGAAGGAGAGAACGGAGAGACAAAAGAGCCUGGGGAAGCUGCUGUCAAGAAGGCUGGGCCAUCGGACUGGGAAGUGCAAAAGCUCAAGUCUGAGAGCAGAAAGAGGUUCGUAGGUGACUCGGGUGUCAACAUCUGGAGACCAGACAUGGAGAUCGGCAACCCCUUCGAAGAUGGUAUUUUGACAUCCUCGGCCUCUUUGCUGGCCCUCACACGCUUCGCUCUUGCCGACUCGAUGGGCGCAGAGACGUCUGAGCAUCCGCUCCUUCUCACAGAACCAUCGUGGAACACUCGCGAGGCGCGUGAAGAACUCACCGAGAUGGCAUUCGAAGGGCUCAACGUCCCUGCUUUCUACCUUGCUAACUCGACGGUUUUGAGCUCAUUCUCGGCUGGCAAGCCGACGGCUUUGAUCGUUGAUGUUGGCGCAUCGCACUCUUCGGCGAUUCCUGUCGUCGACGGCUUUGUUCUUCGAAAGGGCAUCCAGAGGCAGGCCGGAGUCGGAGGCGACGCUGUCUCACGGGCACUUCUCUAUGACCUCAAGCAUUCACCAGCUGGCUCGAGCCGCGUGGGUGGUCCUGUCGACAUUGUGCCCCAGUACCUUGUCAAGAGCAAGGUGCCCGUUCAGGCUGGUCACACGGCCGUCGCUAAGUUGCGCGAGGAGCGAAAGGCAAGCACACCUGAAUCACUGCACAAGUACUACGAGAUGCGGACGCUGCACGAUGCCAAGGAGAGCUUGUCGAUGGUUCUCGAUCUUCCCUGGGAUGAACAGCAAGCCUUGUCUCGACCAUCUCGACUUUACGAAUUCCCGAAUGGCUACAACGACACGUUUGGCAUUGAGCGAUACAGGGCUUCUGAGCUGCUCUUCACGCCGCAGAUUUGGAAUGGUGUCGAAGGGGUUCUCCCACCCGCGCCAUCCACACAACCGUUCAAGCCAAUCUCCGAAAUGAUUAUCGAUGCAAUUGCUGCGACAGACGUCGACUCUCGCGCUACGCUGCUGCAGAAUGUCGUCGUUGUCGGUGGAGGAGCGUCGAUGCCCCGAUUCAACGAUCGAUUGUCGUGGGACCUGGGACUGAGGGCUGCAGGCCAGAAGAUCAAGGUUCACUCGCCUGGUAACCAGGUCGAAAGACGCUUCAGCUCUUGGUUGGGUGGCAGCAUCUUGGCAAGCUUGGGCACCUUCCACCAACUGUGGAUCAGCAAGCAGGAGUAUGACGAGCAUGGUAGCGCCGUUGUCCAUGCCAGGUGUCGGUAA